AUGAGCAUUUCAACUUCAACAUCCGAUUAUAUAGAUGAUGAUGAUAUAUAUUCUGUAGAUGUAUACGAUGAACCGCCUAUACCUGAUGAAUCGCCUGCAUAUAAUGAUAAAACAAAAAAACGAAAAAAACGUGACAAUCGUAGUAUCGUGUAUGCGCAUGACUCUUUAAUGGAAAAUAUGCUUGGCCAUCUUUGGUCUAAGCACCGAAUAGAUAAAGACCACCCUGAAGAAGCAAACAGUAAUGGUUCGAUUGUCAAAGCUAUGCAUGUCAUUAGUAAACAGAGGCAAGACAAAAUAGCACAGCUAUUAGUCGAAUUUAUUAUCAAAUAUUGCCAACCUCUUCAUAUUUUACGUAACCAAGCUUUUCGUCAGUUGUUAAAUUAUAUAGAAGCAGGCUUUCACAUUCCUUGUGAGCAGACUGUGAAAAAAAUGAUUGACAAAGCUUACGAUUGGAGUCGUGAUCAAUUAUUCGGUAUGAUGAAUACUGACGAUGCGCAAGAAAAAUGUAGAUAUUCAAAAAUUCACCAACCAAUUAAUGACGUACCAAUGAAAUGGAAUUCUUCAUAUUUAGCUUGGGUUCGGCUUAGGAGAUUACGAAAGGCGAUCGAUUACCUUGUUUUGAUGUUGCCUUCAGAAUUGGAACGGUGUGACAGACUUGAUGGCGAGUAUUUGAAAUUAACCAACCUAACCGAAAACGAAUGGCGAUUGUUAGACGGUCUUAUUCUAUUAUUGAAACUAUUUUACGAGGCUACCAAUAUAUUUUCCGGUUCAAGCUAUCCUUCUCUUAACCUUAUUUAUCCAACAAUGAGAUUACUUAUUAGGAAAUUCUCACCUUCUAAUGAACAAACCAAAGAUGAUUAUGCUGAAUUAUUAUUUGGACCUAUUGGCCCAAGUCAACCAACCAAUGAUGAAAAUCCUGAUGAACUCGAUAUAGAAGAUGAAUUUGAUACACAAAUAAUUUCAGAGCAACUCCGUCAACCAUUACAAGCAUCACAAGGACAAAUGAAGAAACAAACCCCUGUUACUACCGAAGACCUAUGUGAUUUAGUUAAAGCUGCCAGCUAUCUUUCUCUUCAAGAAUAUUGGGAAACUCCUGAAGAAAUUGGGCUUGUAGCGUCAUUCUUAGAUCCGAGAAUUAAGCAUUUGAAGUUUCUUAGUGAUGAAUCAAUGAAGAGAACUAUAAUUAAUAGGGUGCGAACACUUUGCGAUGAAGAAAAAUGCCACCAGCCCUCAGUUGAGCUUGACAAGUUACCUACUAUGUCAACUCUCAAACCUGCGACAACUAAUGACUUGAUUGCGGCUUUAUAUAGUAGCGAAGAACCUAAUAAUGAAAUUCUUAAAGAAACUGAAGUUGACUGUUACCUUCGUGAACCUGUUGAGAAAAUAGGCUGUAAUCCACUAGCAUGGUGGAAAGAUAGAUCUGGAAUGCUUCAUCCAGAUAUGGUUAAGCAAAUAAUGUUCCUUAAACGUAAUAUGCAGCAUUUUCCUAUUUUUAAACCAGAUGAAUUAUAA
Molecule: messenger RNA, 1512 nt
Organism: Dentiscutata erythropus
Lineage: Eukaryota; Fungi; Glomeromycota; Glomeromycetes; Diversisporales; Gigasporaceae
Source: the annotation of a GenBank genome assembly